AUGGAAACCCCAUCAUCUGGAACAGCAACGCCAGUGGACGUGGAGAUUGGUCCUGGGCAAAUUCGCAAGCGGCUCACAGUCACCUUCCGCAAUCUCAGUGUUCGAGUGACAGCGCCGGAUGCUGCACUGGGCGACACGUUAUGGUCGGAAGUUGAUCCACGUCGCCUCGGGAACAUCCUGGCCAGAAAGGAAAUGUCGAAGAGGACAAUCCUGGAAGACGUUUCUGGGCAGGUCAAACCUGGUGAAAUGCUUCUUGUCCUAGGUCGACCGGGCUCGGGUUGCACUUCACUACUUCGAGUACUUUCGAAUGAUCGAGAAACAUUCGAUGAGGUUGAUGGUGAUACAAGAUAUGGAAGUAUGGACUACAAAGCUGCAAAGAAGUAUCGCCAACAAAUCAUGUUCAACAAUGAAGAUGACCUUCACUUUCCAACUCUAACGGUCAACCGAACUAUGAAAUUCGCACUCCGGAAUAAGGUCCCGAAUGAGAGACCCGAAGAACUUGCAGACCGGAAAGAAUUUGUGCAGCAAAAGAGGGACGACAUUCUGGACUCAUUAGGCAUUGGUCACACGAAGAAAACGCGUGUAGGUAACGAAUUUAUUCGCGGAGUAUCUGGAGGUGAACGCAAGCGCGUCUCCCUGGCCGAAGUUCUUGCAGGACAGAGUCCCGUUCAAAUGUGGGAUAACCCAACACGAGGACUUGACUCCAAGUCCGCCGUUGAGUUCGCGCGCAUGUUGCGCCGGGAAGCCGAUAAGAACGAGAAGACCAUGAUCGCAACCACUUACCAGGCCGGUAAUGGAAUCUAUGACGAAUUCGACAAGGUUCUCGUGCUUGCCGAUGGCAAAGUCACUUACUACGGUCCGCGUGCCCUUGCAAGGGGCUAUUUUGAAUCCCUGGGAUUUAUUUGCCCGAAAGGCGCCAACAUUGCCGACUUUCUCACCUCCGUCACCGUUCUCACAGAGCGGAUCGUCCGCCCAGGAUGGGAAAGCAGAGUUCCAAACACCCCCGAAGAUUUCGAGGCUGCAUAUCGCGACAGCUCUAUUCACCGGGUCCAGAUCGAGUCCAUGGUUCCCACAGAGAAGCUCGUCUACGAAACUGAGGAUCUAAGCCUGGCUGUUUCCAGCGAGAAACGCAAGCAACAUCUACCCCGAGAGAGAAGUGUCUAUACCGCAGGUCUGUGGGAUCAAAUUGGCUCCUGUACUCUCCGGCAGUUUCAAAUCAUGUGGGGUGAUAAAUUCUCUCUUGUCGUCAAGGUCGUCUCGGCUAUCAUCCAGGCGUUGGUUUGCGGUUCUCUUUUCUACAACCUGCCAGAGGACAGCAGUUCUAUCUUCAUGCGUCCUGGUGUCCUGUUCUUCCCCGUUCUUUACUUCCUGCUCGAAUCUCUUUCUGAAACUACUGGGUCUUUCAUGGGCCGUCCGAUCCUUUCCCGACAAAAGCGCUUUGGGUUCUAUCGACCAACGGCAUUCUGCAUCGCAAAUGCUAUUACGGAUAUUCCUGUGGUGAUGGUUCAAGUGUCUUGCUUCUCACUCAUCCUUUACUUCAUGGCAGCUUUGCAGAUGGAUGCUGGUCGUUUCUUCACUUUCUGGAUCAUCGUCAUUGCACAGACCUUGUGCUUUAUUCAGCUCUUCCGUUCUAUUGGCGCAGUCUGUAAGAAAUUCGGCAACGCUUCUAAAAUCUCUGGUCUACUCUCGACAGUCUUCUUUGUUUACGGAGGCUAUCUCAUCCCUUUCCACAAGAUGCACGUUUGGUUCCGCUGGAUCUUCUAUCUUAACCCAGGAGCAUAUGCUUUCGAGGCACUCAUGGCAAACGAGUUCGUUGGUCGGGAAUUCCAAUGCAUUGAGCCAGACUACAUCCCGUAUGGUGCCGGGUAUCCUAGCUCUGCUUCUCCCCAUCGAGGAUGCUCAGUGCUCGGUAGCAACCAUGUUGGUGUCAUUGAUGGAGCCGCAUAUAUCCGGGAACAGUACAGCUACUCAUUCCACCACAUCUGGCGCAGCUUCGGCAUUAUCAUUGGUUUCUGGAUUUUCUUCAUCGGACUCACCUCCCUUGGUUUUGAACUCAAGAACAGCCAGAGCGGCUCAUCGGUUCUGCUUUACAAGCGUGGAAGUGAGAAGCAAGAACGUAACAAUGACGAAGAAAAGAUGUCACGGAGUCAACAGCCAGCGAGCCUGGGUGCUCUGCAGGGCUCAGUCAAACAUUCCACCUUCUCGUGGAACAACCUUGACUACCAUGUUCCUUUCAAUGGAGAAAAGAAGCAGCUACUUGAUAAAGUUUUCGGGUUUGUCAAGCCCGGAAACUUAGUCGCCUUGAUGGGAGCCUCAGGUGCUGGAAAGACAACAUUGCUUGAUGUUCUCGCGCAGCGAAAAGACUCUGGCGAAAUUUAUGGGUCGAUCCUCAUCGACGGACGCCCCCAGGGAAUUAGUUUCCAGCGAACAACUGGAUACUGCGAGCAGAUGGAUGUUCACGAGAGCACUGCGACUGUUCGGGAGGCGCUCGUAUUUUCCGCAGUCCUCCGCCAGCCUUCCACUACAUCCUACGAAGACAAAAUUGCAUAUGUUGAUCACAUUAUUGACCUUCUCGAACUCAGAGACAUCGGCGAUGCACUGAUCGGGGUUCCUGGUGCCGGUCUGAGCAUUGAGCAGCGCAAGCGUGUAACUCUUGGCGUUGAACUUGUCGCAAAGCCUACCCUACUGUUUUUGGAUGAGCCCACAUCUGGUCUCGAUGGACAGAGUGCCUACAACAUUGUCCGGUUCCUACGGAAGCUCGUUGAUGGAGGACAAGCUGUUCUGUGUACAAUCCACCAACCGUCUGCUGUCCUUUUUGAUGCAUUUGACGGCCUUCUUCUUUUGGCUAAGGGUGGCAAGAUGACAUAUUUUGGCGAAACUGGAGAGGACUCCAACAAGAUCUUGGAUUAUUUUGCACGCAACGGCGCUCCAUGCCCGCCAGAUGCUAACCCAGCUGAGCAUAUCAUUGAUGUUGUUCAGGGAAGUAGAGAUGGCAGUGGUGUGGACUGGGUCGAUGUUUGGAGCAAGUCGAAUGAGCGACAACAGGCACUCGCUGAACUUGAGGCUCUCAACAAGGCCAAACAGGCCGAUCCUGACUAUAUAGAGGACACCGCAGAUUAUGCCACAUCGCACUGGUUCCAAUUCAAGAUGGUUUCCAAGCGUCUUGCGGUUCAAAUCUGGCGAUCUCCGGACUAUAUGUGGAACAAGAUGAUCCUUCACAUCUUUGCGGCCCUUUUCAGUGGAUUCACCUUCUGGAAGAUUGGAGACGGCACGUUCUCGCUUCAACUGCGACUGUUCGCUAUUUUCAACUUCAUUUUCGUUGCCCCUGGUUGCAUUAAUCAGAUGCAGCCAUUCUUUUUGCAUAACCGCGAUAUUUUUGAGACUCGUGAAAAGAAGUCAAAGACAUAUCACUGGAUCGCUUUUAUUGGCGCUCAGACUAUCACGGAGAUCCCAUAUCUCAUCAUUUGUGCAACACUUUACUUCUUGUGCUUUUACUUCACAGCCGGAUUUCAGUCUGUGGCCAGCAUUUCUGGUCACUUUUACCUUCAGAUGAUAUUCUACGAGUUCUUGUAUACCUCAAUUGGACAGGCCAUUGCUGCCUAUGCACCGAACGAGUAUUUCGCUGCGGUCAUGAAUCCAGUUCUUAUCGGCGCUGGCUUGGUCAGUUUCUGUGGUGUUGUCGUACCUUACAGCCAGAUGCAGCCAUUCUGGAGAUACUGGAUUUACUAUCUCGAUCCCUUCACCUACCUUGUUGGAGGCCUUCUUGGCCAGGUCCUGUGGGAUGUCAAGGUGACAUGCGAGCCAUCUGAAUAUGUCACCUUCAGCGCCCCAUCAGGACAGACUUGUGGCGAAUAUAUGGCCGACUUUCUUUCAACCCAAGCUGGCUAUUUGCUUGAUUCCAAUUCCACCAGCAUCUGCUCCUUCUGUCAAUACUCCACCGGUGCCGACUAUGCAAAGACUUUCAACCUCAAGGAGAAGUAUUAUUCUUGGAGAGAUACCGGGAUCACUGCGAUUUUCUGCAUCACAUCAUAUGCACUUGUGUUCUUGAUGAUGAAGAUGAGAAGCAAGAAGACGAAGAGCGCUCGGUCGGAAUGA
Penicillium argentinense is the source of this 4095-nucleotide messenger RNA. Its product is annotated as putative ABC multidrug transporter. Gene Ontology annotation, cellular component: membrane. Gene Ontology annotation, biological process: transmembrane transport. The record is from RefSeq and is a predicted model, not a curated record. Bases 1 to 4095 code for a protein of 1364 amino acids. NCBI's taxonomy places the organism in Eukaryota, Fungi, Ascomycota, Eurotiomycetes, Eurotiales, Aspergillaceae. Gene Ontology annotation, molecular function: ABC-type transporter activity; ATP hydrolysis activity; ATP binding. The transcript is spliced from 14 exons.